AUGUUCACAUUCAGCACAUCCUUUCCAAAUUCUGUGCCGCGGUGGUCGUGUGAAGAGGCCAAGACGGAAGAUAUGUGCCAGCAAUGGACAAUCGAGAUUCCUGAAACGGUCACAAAGCACAUGCAGGCGCCCCUGCAUUGGAUGAAGGAGUUGGACGGACAGAGAGUAGCAUGCAUCUCGUGGUUCUGCUCCAGACGACUCCAUUCCCCCACAAAUAGCGUCCGAAGAUACCGCUGCGCCAGUCACCCUCCCGUCUGGGACCUCGGCGUUGGCAUGAUAAUCACAGGGGCCAUCAAGAAUUCGUUGGAGGAGGGAAAGGAAAAACAAAAAGCCAGUGGCCUCGUACAUUCAUCCAUCCUGAGUGAGAGCGGAAUUUCUGGAGUGGGUGAGAUGAAUGUGUGA
Coccidioides immitis RS is the source of this 402-nucleotide messenger RNA. RefSeq lists its product as uncharacterized. NCBI's taxonomy places the organism in Eukaryota, Fungi, Ascomycota, Eurotiomycetes, Onygenales, Onygenaceae. The transcript has 2 exons. The record is from RefSeq and is a predicted model, not a curated record. Bases 1 to 402 code for a protein of 133 amino acids.